GAAAGAGCUGAAGUUCCUCUCACGUUCAUUUAGAUAGUGUACCGUUCGGAUGCAGCCAUCAUUUAAGAAAAAGAAAGACCCCCAAAAAAGGGCGGAGCUAUUUUCUCCAGCUCACUGACAUCUGGAAGUCUGGUGGAAAAUGCGUUUUAGAUUCUGUCGGCUACUUUUUACUUCUUUACAGAAAUAACAUCGUGCGUUUUUCAAAAAGAAUGGACUGCAGUUUUUUUAAAAAGGCCCUGCAGUUUUAAUCGGCUCACGCACAACGGGCUUUUCUUUUUGUAUUCAGGCUUGAAAAGUUCAAGCGAAGACGACGCUAACGUACCAGUCGUUAACUUUAGUCCUGUUUUAAACGUGUUAUACAUCGUGUUUAAACGCUGUUAUACAGAUCUUCUUCGAUUUAAAUUUGAAGCGGAUGAGCAAACUCGUGAGGAGUGUACGCUUUUGAUAGGAUAUGUAGGGAGCUUUGAAUAUGAUUCAUAAAUCUUUUUUCCUCUUCCUAUGGAUUUGGUUCUCACCCGGUGUUCUUGGUGAUGCAGAUGAAGAGAAGUCGGUGACUGAGGGAGACUCUGUCACUCUAAAAACUGGUGUCUCUGAAGUACAGAGUAACUAUCAGAUACUGUGGAUGUUUAAUGUUAAUAAUUCAGACGCUCGUAUCGCUGAAAUCUACAGACAGAACAUCCAUAUAGAGGAUAGUACUCAUAUAUUUGGAGACAGACUGCAGAUGGACAGACAGACUGGAUCUCUGACCAUCAGAAACAUCAGAACCCAACACUCUGGACUUUAUAAACUAACCAUCAUCAAAGGAGGGGUCACUUAUAAGAGUUUUUCUGUUGCUGUCUAUGCUCCUCUUCCCAUACCUGUCAUAAUCAGAGACACUUCAAACUGUUCUUCAUCAUCAUCAUCAUCUAAACGUUCAUCAGUGUCCAGAUGUUCGCUGCUGUGUUCGGUGGUGAACGUGAGUCAUGUGACUCUCUCCUGGUACAAAGGAAACAGUUUAUUGUCCAGCAUCAGUGUGUCUGAUCUCAGCAUCAGUCUCUCUCUACCUCUGGAGGUGGAACAUCAGGAGAAAAACAUCUACAGCUGUGUGAUCAACAACCCCAUCAGAAACCAGACUCAACAAAACAUCAACAUCACACAACUCUGUCACGCAUGUCCAGAUCUUACGCAGCAGUCACAUUCGGCGGUAUUAUCAGUUGUAGUGAUAUUGCUGGUCUUGGCUGUAGUUGGGGGGCUAAUAUACGUGUACUACAGAAAAUACAAAGCAAGCCCAGAAGGCAAGUAUUACCCUUUUCAUCAAACUAUUUUCAUUUCAAAAGAUGUACCACAAUAUCUGUUCUUAAGCACCAUUUCAGAUUCAUUUGAACAAUGUGACGUUAUCCUUAAAACAGUCCAGAUUUGUGAGGAAGAGGUGCUUUAUGCCGAAACAACGUUUUGCGCACGCAGUGUUCACAGUACGGUAAGACACUGUAUUGCAGUGUGCAGUGAAUCUGUCAGCAGAAACCACAGAUGCUUAACGAGACAAGCGCUUUCACACGUGAUGAAGCAGAGAACCUGCCAUCACCGAUUUCAGUGUUGUACUUGUUUGUCUGCGCAUUAUGUUUCCUUUUCAAGCUGCCUUUGCUUGUUUUUCCUGCUUAGGCUUCAGCUGUAAGCACAUUAUGCCAAAAAGUGUUCUCAGAGCUAGUACAGUUUAGAAAGGUUGGAGGUUUCUGAAUACGAUGAUCGUGCCUCCAAAAAGCCAGAGGCCUCCCUAACGGACGCUCAGACAUCAAAUAACAAAAGUGUUUAUUAUCAACCCGGAUUAUUCAAUGUGCUUGCUUUGCAGCUCCACGAGUUUUUUUAAACACCCGAAAGCACCCCAACGCCCUUCAAAAAACAAAAGCAUAGCUCCUUUGUGGUAGAAAUCGUGUAUGCAGAUACAACUAGCAUUCAAGAAAGCUAUACAAAAUGAUCAAACAUGCUUUUGCCGUCAUGUCCUCUGCUCGUCGUUGUGUUCGUAUUCAACCGUUAUCCUUGAAAACCCCUGCAGUGUUUACAGUCAAGAAGGAUUAUAAGUACAUGACCAGACCGUUGGUAUAGAAGUAUACACACAAACACUGCUUAUAUGCAUGUUUUAAGUCGUUUUAGUUUUAAUUCCUAAUGUUCACGUUUCGAUUUUUUUCAGAAGCCAGAUGAAGACCACCACAUCAUAUACUCGAGCAUUAAAGCGAGAUGACGGCAUCGGUGCACUAGCAUCUUGGUGAUUAUUGCGAAGCUGGCAUGAAGUCUUUUUUUAAGCACUUCAUGGUCAGUGAAAUCAUUUUUAAAGGCAGAUUUUCAGAGGAGCGACAAAUGCUUCACAGUUACGACUGAAUUAAUAACCCUAGCGCCAUGAGUAUCUUAGCAGUAUUUCAACAUCGAUUAACAUCCUUUAUACUUAUUAUUGUUUUCUCUGGAAUAUCUGAUAUUGAUUGGUCAGUUGACAUUUUGCAGUAAAAUAUAUAUUCUCAAUAAUCUACACUCAUGGAUAUUAUUUAAUACAUUAUACUUAAUGUAACAUUGGAGCUGCAGUAUUUGGCGCUUACACUAAAGGUACAAAAGCUAUCUCCGGGGUACUUUUUGUACCUAAAGGAUCCAUUUUGGCACUUUAAAGGUACAUACUGGUACUUAAAGUGUGUAUAUGUAACCUAAUGUAUUACAAAAAAGUAUACCUUUUGAAAAGAGAACUUUUGAACCUGUAUUUUUUGAGAAGGUAUGCAAUCUAACUUCUAACAUGCUGCGACUUGUUCUACAAUCAGCUUUUUACCUGUUAGACGCGACAUGUUCGUGCAAGAUCAGCUCCACUGAUGGAAUCUUUCUCUCACACAAUCUUAAACCUUCUCGGCAGACGCCGAAGCCUUAACAAAAAAAAUAUUUUCUGUAUUUUUCUACUAUGUACCGUUUCAUAAAUAUUUUAACUCUGGUACACUUUUUUUAAACGAUUGGCAUACAGAAUAUAUUUGUACAGUAUUUUGCAUUUUUGGUACCCGCACUUCCAAGGUUUUCCUGCACAUUGGUAUAACUUAUUAUGGACCUUAUGUGUUCUUGUGGUGCCAUCGUUGGCUGCCCCCAUUAAUGCCACAUCUAGUUUGCCUGUUGUUGUUUUUUUUAAACAGAUUACAUCCUGAAAGUUUGGCGCCGAUUUUAAUCCAACCCUAACUGACAAGAUGAUACUCGUCUGCUGUUAACUUGUUCAUCUUGACACGCAGGAUAUGUUUGUGCAGCUAAUGCUGGAAAUGUUCCACAGUAUUUUACAUUUUAGCUCUGUGCUCAUCACAAAAACCACAACACUCUUUUUUAUCAGUAUAAAGUGUACUAAACACUGUUUUCUGCAGUGUGUCCUCUACUGAUCUUAGCGUACUAAUACAAUGUAAAUACUAUGUUUCUACAUUUAUGUAUUAAACCAUCUAAAACAGCA
Puntigrus tetrazona (Sumatra barb) is the source of this 3436-nucleotide messenger RNA. Its product is annotated as signaling lymphocytic activation molecule-like. The coding region runs from base 470 to 1651 and encodes 393 amino acids. The transcript has 4 exons. NCBI's taxonomy places the organism in Eukaryota, Metazoa, Chordata, Actinopteri, Cypriniformes, Cyprinidae. The record is from RefSeq and is a predicted model, not a curated record.